UGCCACUGAUCAGAUGUGUAUGGAUGGAUGUGAUGAGGAUGUUACAUCACUUGCAGUGCAGCCAGACGCCAGCAGCAGCAUCCAGCUCGGAGGUAACGCGGCGCACAAACCCAGCUGGCCAUAUUGUGCACCAGCUCUCCGCAAAUCGGCUGCGUCACACCUAAAAAAACAUAUCGCAGCGCUGGAGCAAUAAAAUCAGCACAUCAGGAGACAGGACGCCGUUUGAAAAAACGUUACUCGGGUGCACUGGUUUGUGUAUUUUUCGUGCAGGGAAAAUGGUUAAACUGGGGAAUAAUUUCAGCGAGAAAAAUAACGGGAAGGUGGUUUCUGAAGACGGAUUUGACACCAUCCCCCUCAUAACACCAUUAGAUGCCAGUCAGCUGCAGUUUCCGCCACCAGAUAAGGUGGUGGUGAAGACAAAGGCAGACUAUGAUGGUGAGAGCAAGAAGGGGAAGCUAAGAUCUCCCAAAAUCGCAGAGUUCUCCAUAAGCAUCAUCGAAGGCGUAUCUGAGCGACUCAAAGUGACCUUGUUGGUGAUCUGUGCACUGGCUUUCCUGGUGUGCGUGGUGUUCCUGGUCGUCUACAAGGUGUACCAGUACGAGCAGCCCUGCCCCGACAGCUUUAUUUACACGCAAGGUCGCUGCAUGCCAGCUGGGAUGUAUGGCAACUACCCCCCUCAGGGCCCUGGGGGCCGCGGGCGCCUCUUUACCCUCAUCAACCACUACAACAUAGCCAAGCAGACCAUCACCCGGUCAGUAUCACCAUGGAUGACCAUCAUGUCUGAGGAGAAGGUCACCCAGCAGGAGACUGAGACUGCUCAGAAACUGGCUUAACCAACCUGGGAUCAGGAGGUGGCCUCACCAGGAAAAAAAUAAAUAAUAUGAUUGUGCCAUUCAAGCAAACCUCAGAGUCCCAUGGCUUUGUGUGGGUGAAAAACCAACUUCUCUUGCCCGAGGUGCUCUGCUGCUUUGUUGAUGUAGUUUCAUUGGCUGGUGUAUACUGUUAAGAAAAUCACUGGAAAUUUUAAACAUGUUUACAGCAGAGUGGGCUGCACAGUCAGGUGGAUUUAUGGUUUGUUUGAAUAGCAUGUGUUAUUAUUUAUUUACACUUUAAAACCAGAGUGGCAAACGUGUAAAGAAAAAAAAAAAAGAAAAGGAAAAAAAAAACGCCACAGGAAUACAAACACAGACACACACACACACUGUCUUUGUACAUACACAUAUGUAACAGAACUCACUUUAGUACUCACAUUGUGAAAUGACUGUGAACCAUCUUGUGUCUGCGUCGCUUGUUUUAACGCACAUGCAACGCACAACUCUAAAAACAAUCAGUUUGCUUUGAACCUGUUUCUUUUCAAUAUACAUCAAAUACUGAUAGCGCAUGUCAGACCUUGUGAAGGUCCAGCAAGUGGUAAAUUUCUCAUGAAGUGACAAUAUUUGCAACUGAGGUCAUCUGUGUCAAAAUAUUUUACUGUCAUGAUAUUGUAGAUAAAUGAGGCUUGUCCUGGAGGAAACCUAACCAGCGGAAAAAAACAAAACUAUUUUAAUCGUGUUGUUUUGAUGCAGCCCAUAACUGCUCUCUGCAUCUUGUGCUGUUAAGGAGUUUUUAGGAUUUGAUGCAUCAAAUCUUUUUAACCAGCAUUAAUGAUUGUCUCCAUUCAUUUGAACUCUUUGUGAACACCAUGUGCUUUUCUUUGCCGGCUAUACAAGACUUACUAAACCGUUACUUUUCAAAUUUUAUGCCACUGUAUUGAAUGUUUUUUUUGCAUUGCUAGUGAAGACCCUGUAUUGUGCAAUGCUUCGCAUUGAUUAAUGUCACCAUAGAUGGCUGUUGGUAGCCAUUGCAGAUACUAGACUUAGGUUGAUGUAGUGGAACAAUCUGACUGAGUAAUCGCUCGCCCUGUUGCUUUUUUCUGUAUUUGUCAUUUAACUUAAACUGUCACAAAUGAUGUACCUUUUUCAAACAAUGUAAUGAUUACCAUUGAAGUGCAUUUGCUACAUAAAAAUGUUAAAUGAAAAACUGAAAUAAAGUGCCCACAUUUCA
This is a messenger RNA of Larimichthys crocea (large yellow croaker), 2043 nucleotides long. RefSeq names its product neuronal vesicle trafficking associated 2 (gene nsg2). The transcript is spliced from 5 exons. Gene Ontology annotation, cellular component: endosome; membrane. Gene Ontology annotation, biological process: clathrin coat assembly; endosomal transport. The record is from RefSeq and is a predicted model, not a curated record. Gene Ontology annotation, molecular function: clathrin light chain binding. Bases 276 to 833 code for a protein of 185 amino acids. Lineage: Eukaryota; Metazoa; Chordata; Actinopteri; Sciaenidae.